Pipistrellus nathusii (Nathusius's pipistrelle) is the source of this 1647-nucleotide messenger RNA. Lineage: Eukaryota; Metazoa; Chordata; Mammalia; Chiroptera; Vespertilionidae. The record is from the annotation of a GenBank genome assembly.
AUGAGGCUCCGCAAUGGCCCCUUCCUGACGCUGCUGCUCCUCUGCCUGUGCGCCCUCCUCUCGCUGUCCUGGUACGCGGCCCUCGGCGGCCAGAAAGGUGACGUGGUGGACGUGUACCAGCGCGAGUUCCUGGCUCUGCGCGACCGGCUGCACGCCGCCGAGCAGGAGAGCCUCAAGCGCUCCAAGGAGCUCAACCUGGUGCUGGACGAGAUCAAGAGGGCCGUGUCCGAGAGGCAGGCGCUGCGGGACCGCGACGGCAACCGCACGUGGGGCAGGCUCACCGAGGACCCGCGCCUGAAGCCGUGGAACGCCUCGCAGAAACAUGUGCUGCACUUGCCUUCGGUCUUCCACCACCUGCCGCACCUGCUGGCCAAGGAGAGCAGCCUGCAGCCGGCCGUGCGCCUGGGCCAGGGCCGCACCGGAGUGUCGGUGGUGAUGGGCAUUCCCAGCGUGCGGCGCGAGGUCCACUCCUACCUGACGGACACGCUGCACUCGCUCAUCUCGGAACUGAGCCCGCAGGAGAAGGAGGACUCGGUCAUCGUGGUGCUGAUUGCCGAGACUGACCCGCAGUACACCGCGGCGGUGACGGAGAACAUCAAGGCCUUGUUCCCCACAGAGAUCCAUUCCGGGCUCCUGGAGGUCAUCGCCCCUUCCCCACACUUCUACCCUGACUUCUCCCGGCUCCGCGAGUCCUUUGGGGACCCCAAGGAGAGAGUCAGGUGGAGGACCAAACAGAACCUCGAUUACUGCUUCCUCAUGAUGUACGCGCAGUCCAAAGGCAUCUACUACGUCCAGCUGGAGGACGACAUCGUGGCCAAGCCCAACUACCUGAGCACCAUGAAGGACUUCGCUCUGCAGCAGCCGUCAGAGGACUGGAUGAUCCUGGAGUUCUCCCAGCUGGGCUUCAUUGGGAAGAUGUUCAAGUCACUGGACCUGAGCCUGAUUGUGGAGUUCAUCCUCAUGUUCUACCGGGACAAGCCCAUCGACUGGCUCCUGGACCACAUUCUGUGGGUGAAGGUCUGCAACCCGGAGAAGGACGCGAAGCACUGUGACCGGCAGAAGGCCAACCUCCGCAUCCGCUUCAAGCCGUCCCUCUUCCAGCACGUGGGCACGCACUCCUCGCUGGCGGGCAAGAUUCAGAAGCUGAAGGACAAGGACUUUGGGAAGCAGGCGCUUCGGAAGGAGCACAUGAACCCCCCGGCCGAAGUGAGCACGAGCCUCAAAACGUACCAGCACUUCACCCUGGAGAAGGCCUACCUGCGCGAGGACUUCUUCUGGGCCUUCACGCCCGCCGCCGGGGACUUCAUCCGCUUCCGCUUCUUCCAGCCGCUGCGCCUGGAGCGGUUCUUCUUCCGCAGCGGGAACAUUGAGCACCCGGAGGACAAGCUCUUCAACACGUCCGUGGAGGUGCUGCCCUUCGACAACCCCCAGUCAGACAAGGAGGCCCUGCAGGAGGGCCGCUCAACCACCCUCCGGUACCCGCGGAGCCCCGAUGGCUACCUCCAGAUAGGCUCCUUCUCCAAAGGCGUGGCCGAGGGCGAGGUGGACCCAGCCUUCGGGCCCCUGGAAGCACUGCGCCUCUCCAUCCAGACAGACUCGCCCGUGUGGGUCAUUCUGAGCGAGAUCUUCCUGAAGAAGGCGGACUGA